AUGAGGCACUUGACUGUCGGCGCCGAGCAAUGGGUACCUUGGUUGAGGAUUGAAGAAAAUGGAGAAGACGGGGGACUCGUAUAUUCUGGAAUCAUGUACAACAUCCUUAUUGCUUUGUCUAGGGCAAUGAACUUCACGUAUGAACUGCGUCGCCCCGUGGAUGGCCUGUGGGGGGUGGGGUACCCUAAUGGCACGUGGGUUGGCAUGCUCGGGAUGGUCAAGAGAGGCGAAGUCGACUUUGCUCUGGGGCCUUUCGCAUUCAACUGGGAGCGGUACCACUUUGCCUGUGAGUUCACGCAGCCCAUCUUCAUCGACUACGAGAGCGUGUUCAUGCGCAGACCCCGAGUGGAAACGGACCUGUUCGCGUUUGUCAGGCCGUUCACGUGGCAGGUCUGGCUGUGUCUUAUCGGCGUUAUCCCUCUCACCUGGUUUAUCCUCGUCCUCUUCCUCUACCUGAGUCCGGAUAAUACGAUGGCUACGCAGGAAGACAAGGCAAAGAGGACACGCAAGAAUAUCAGGAAAGAGAAGAAUAAAUCCCACUUGAUUUGGGUGAUUCGAGCUGUCACGAACCAGAGCAACCCUUGGCUUCCCAGGAGUGACAGUCGCCGAGUCAUGGCAGCGACGUGGCUCCUGGCAACUUUGAUUCUCCUUUCCCUCUUCUCUGGCACGCUCAUCGCCAUGCUCACGGUCCCUCUGGUCCGCCUUCCUAUAGACAGCACGGAGGAUCUGGUCAACCAACACGACAUUCCUUGGGCGAUCGAAUCCGGUUCCUUCCUGUAUCAGAUCCUCUAUCAAGCGACUGGGGGAAUCUACAAGGCCUUGUGGGACGGACACUCAGAGAGGAUCACGGACUGCUACAGCUUCCGGGAGGACAUCAAGGGAGGCAAAUAUGCUGCUGUUUGCGACAAGAUGACGAUGAAGAAGGUGAUGUCCGAAGACUACAGCGCAAGCGGGGAGUGCAACUACUACAUGGCUCGGGAGGAUUUCAAGUCCAUGCCUCUCGCCCUCGGCUUCCAGCACAACCACUCGCUCUACGCUGAAGCAAACGAGCAGUAA
Messenger RNA from Penaeus indicus, 1056 nucleotides. RefSeq names its product glutamate receptor ionotropic, delta-2-like. Gene Ontology annotation, cellular component: membrane. Gene Ontology annotation, molecular function: ligand-gated monoatomic ion channel activity. The coding region runs from base 1 to 1056 and encodes 351 amino acids. Lineage: Eukaryota; Metazoa; Arthropoda; Malacostraca; Decapoda; Penaeidae. The transcript is spliced from 8 exons. The record is from RefSeq and is a predicted model, not a curated record.